CCUUUUCUUAUUUUUCUGUUUUACAACGACAUGUCAAUGUCACCCUUCGUUGCACCUCAAGACAGUCAUCUCUAGUCCAACAGCAUCACAUUUCUUUACUCGUCCUACACUGACGCCUCAACCAACCAACCAAAGUCCCCCACCCGGAAGAAAAAAAAGAAGAAGAAUAAGAAGAAACCAUGGGAAGCAUUGCACCCGAAGACGACUCUCUCCGGGUGGCUAUCAUCGGCGGCGGCAUCGUCGGCCUCGUCCUCGCUGCGGGCCUCGCUCGCCGCCAGGUCAAUGUCCGACUCUUCGAGCAGGCCCAGGGCUUCCGCGAAGUGGGCGCCGGCAUUGCCUUCAACGCGACAGCCAUCCGGAGCAUGGAGCUAAUCGACCCCGGUGUCAUCGGCGCCCUCCGGCUGGCCGGUGCUGUGCCCCUCUCCGCUGCCGACGAGGACGACCCGAACGACUACCUGCGCUGGAUCGACGGAUACAACCAGCGCGACCCCGACAACCCUUACUCCCAGAAGUUUUACUACAAGGCAUGUGCCGGCUACAGGGGGUUCGAGGGAGUCCGUCGCGACCAGUUUCUUGAGGAGCUCGUCAAGCUCUUCCCUCCGGGCGUGAUCCAGUGCGGGAAGCGGCUCGAGAAUAUCGAGCAGAGAGGCAGCGACGACAAGAUGCUGCUGAGCUUCCGAGACGGAACGACCUUCGAGGCCGACGCGGUCAUCGGCUGCGACGGCAUCAAGUCCUCGACCCGAGAGUUCGUCAUCGGCAAGGACAGCCCGGCAGGCGAGCCCAGCUACACGCACAUCAACUCGUAUCGCACCUUGAUCCCUAUGGACAAGGCGAUCGGCGUCCUGGGCGAGUAUAAAGCUCGCAUCUUCCACAACCAUAUUGGGCCGCGGGCCAAUCUGCUUCACUACCCCGUCGCCGAGAGCACCAUGGUCAACGUGACCGCCUUUGUGCACGACCCCGAUGACUGGCCGGCCGGCAAGCCGACGACCCUGAUGGGCUCUCGCGACGACGUGCGCGCCGCCUUCCGGGACUGGAACCCGGCCGUGCGCGACCUCGUGGACUUGUUCCCGGACCAGCUACACAUGUGGGCCGUCUUCGACCUGUGGGAGUACCCGCUGCCCUUCUACAACCGCGGCCGCGUCUGCCUAGCCGGCGACGCCGCCCACGCCACCAGCCCCCACCACGGCGCCGGCGCCGGCAUGGGCAUUGAGGACGCUCUAUGCCUGUCGGUCUUGAUGGGCGAGGUGUUGGCCUCGACCCGCCGCGACCGGGCCGCCAGGGGCGCCGCCCUGACCACCGCAUUCGAUGUCUACGACAAGGUUAGGCGCACCCGGAGCCAGUGGCUUGUCAAUAGUAGUCGGCGGAUGUGCGACCUGCACCACCAGGACGACUGGGCCAAUCCUGCCAAGUGGCUCAAGGCCGAGACCUGCUUCGAGGAGGUCAAGGACCGGUCUCACAAGAUAUGGUACUACGACAUCGCCGGCAUGGUGAUGGACACCAUCGAGACCUUCGGUAAGGCGGCUGAUGGCCGAGUCCAAGAUGCCGUGUUAGCAAAGGACGUGUCAGCAAAGGACGUGUCAGCAAUGGACGUGUCGGUAAAGGACGUGUUGGCAAAGGACGAGUCGAUCAACAGCUUGGCGAUCAACAGCUUGGUGGCUGCGGUUUCGGAAAUCCGAGUCGAUAGUUGA
Molecule: messenger RNA, 1688 nt
Organism: Phialemonium atrogriseum
Lineage: Eukaryota; Fungi; Ascomycota; Sordariomycetes; Cephalothecales; Cephalothecaceae
Exons: 3
Coding region: 180-1688 (502 amino acids)
Biological process (GO): secondary metabolite biosynthetic process
Molecular function (GO): FAD binding
Source: RefSeq, a predicted model, not a curated record